CGUACCGGGGCGACGCCGCGUCAGUUGGAUCUAGAGAAGAAACGUUUUCCCCGAGGUCCGAUCGAGCGAGAGAAGGAGAUUAUACCCGCGCCUUCGGCCCGCGAGACAAAUAGACCGAGGCGUGAAAAUAGAAGGUGGGCAGCCCGACGGGAAAAGAGGAGAUCGUCGAGAGCGAGAGGGUAAAACGAAGAGGAUCGCCGCGCGCGCGGUGUGGUCUUUUGGUUUCCGGAGUCCCUCUCCGUGGCUGUUUUUACGCGUGCGGCCGCGGAUCGAUAGUUUGCCCCGCAAGCUCGUGCCGGACGGGAGCCGCGAGUUACGACGGCGAGUUACGCUACGUGGAGGACGACGCGCGCGGUCCUCUCGCGUUCGACGACACCCCCGAGCCGCGAGUAACGAGGCCCGUGGGAGACGAGCGGAGGCAAGGAGUUUCCGAAGGGGCCUAGAGCUGCGCUGGUGCCGGGUAAUACCGUGACGCCUUCGUUGGCCGUCAACGGCGAUCGAAAGCCCCGCGGUGAUUUAUGGGGGAUUACAGCGCGACGAGCCUCUUCUCGAGUACCCUGACCAGCCCGAAACCUAGCGCGACCACGAGAAACGGCAGCAACAGCAACUCCAGCGCCGUAACGACAUCCACGAUGCAAGACGAUCUGCUGAUCGAGAAGCAAGCCGCCGGCAAGCCCGCGCCGCUCUCGCCGAGCGGCGCCCUCGACACCGUGGCCGGGCAGGACAAGUCCAAGGACGUGAUCGAGGCGGAGAGCAUCGCCAUCACCCCGACGACGCCCUCGUCGACGGAUAAGGACAUGACGUGCGGCACGACCUCGGCCCUGCAGGGCUUCGCCGAUCCCGGUGGCCGCGUGCCCAGCCUGUGGUCCGCGCCGGACGACGGCGGCCUGCACACCGCGCUACCGGUCAACGGCUCGAUCGCCGCCUUUCAGAACUUCCCGACCGGCGGGCCCGCGGGCCUGUUCGCCAGCAGCGGCGCCGCCGCCGCGGUUUCGUCCGGCACACGACGAGCCAUCACGGCCAGCCAUAACUUCCCGCAGCAGCAACAGCAGCAGCAGCAACAGCAGCAGCAGCAGCACGGUAACGCGGGUGCGCCCACCGGCACCAGACACGGCGGUCUGCAGGUGUCGUCCGCGCAGCAGCAGCAACAGCAGCAGCAGCAGCAACAGCAACAGCAGCAGCACCAGCAGCAGCAGCAGCAACAACCACCGCCGACGUCCCACCCGAGCGUCUAUCUGCCCGGCAAAGGAUACGCGGCGUGGUCGGGUGGACCGCAGGCCCCGCAGCAAUGGGGCGCGGGCCCGCAAGCGGCAGCCGCCGCGGUCGCCAGCCCGGGCCUAUCUCCCUGGAACCGCGGCAGAUCCGUGCCGAAUCUGCCGCCGCUGCACUCGUCCCUGCACGCCGCCGCGGCGGUCGCGGCCGCGGCCGGCCUGCAGGGCCGCAAGCCGAGUCCGACGUUCCCGGGCCACCCGGGCCCGGCGGCGGCGGCGCAUCCCUCCUGCAUCAGCCCGGUCAAGUUCCGUCGGAGCACCUCGUACCCCGGCAAGGGCAACAUAUACCCGCCCCAACCAGCGCCGACCUUCGAGGUGACCGCCGCCGAGGAGAGGGACCUGCUGCAGCUGCCGCCGUUUCAGCAGGAUCGCAUGACGGCUAAUGGAAACUCCCCGUUAGACAACAUGAGGACUUUGGAACACUAUCUGAGCGACAUAAUGCGAGCCGGCGCGGCGGAUACCCCGGAACAUCUGAAAGGUAUGUCUCAUAUUUUCCUAAGCUGCGCGUGCAAUUGAGACGACACGCAACGAGCGUGCAAUAUCCGCCAAGGUAGCGGAAGAUUCACGCGUUAACGCCGUUAAGCCGGGAAAUCCCUUCGAGUCUUGCGUCGUAAUUUCGAGAGAGUUCUGCUCUCUUUCGUUUACGACGCCCGGGCAUGUGUUAACAAUCCCACGAAAUAUCUUACGAGAGCUGUUACACUCCCGCUAAAAGCUGCCACCGGUCUUAUCCUUGAACCUGCGACUCGAAUCUUACAACGUCGUGCCGCAAUCAGUUCGAUGGAUUUCCAACCGCGAUCGUUUAAAAAAAGAACAUACUUAAUAAAAAAAAUACCAGCGACGAUCUUAAAAAAAAACCGACGGCUAAAUGUAGACUCGUUAACCAUCCGAUAAUAUUAACUUGUGAAUGACGCGUUAUCGUCAUUAUAAAUGCACGUAAAUAUAGUUUGGGGGGGCAAAUCGUAUGAAAACUCACACGUGUUAUUGAACUUUACGCGUUCUGAAAUAGAAUAGAAUAGAUCU
This is a messenger RNA of Vollenhovia emeryi, 2291 nucleotides long. Its product is annotated as AF4/FMR2 family member 4-like. NCBI's taxonomy places the organism in Eukaryota, Metazoa, Arthropoda, Insecta, Hymenoptera, Formicidae. The transcript has 2 exons. Bases 519 to 1787 code for a protein of 422 amino acids. The record is from RefSeq and is a predicted model, not a curated record.